CGCAUCACCCGCGCCAUCUCCCCCCGCUGCACGACUCCACGCGCCUCUCCCGCUCUUCUGCUCCUGUCGGUCCCGAUCGCGCGAUAGGACUCUGCCAAGAUGACCAGCACAAUCGGCAUCCCGAUCAAGCUCCUCAACGAGGCCGCCGGCCAUGUUGUCACGCUCGAGAUCACCUCCGGCCAGGUCUACCGUGGCAAGCUCCUUGAAGCCGAGGACAACAUGAACGUCCAGCUCAAGGACAUCACCGUCACUGCUCGCGACGGUCGCGUUUCCCACUUGGACCAGGUCUACAUUCGCGGCUCCCACGUCCGCUUCUUCAUCGUUCCCGACAUGCUGAGGAACGCGCCCAUGUUCCGGUCGAGAGGUAUCCGUGGCCGCGGUGUCGGUCUGGCCAGAGGUAGGGCCACGGUCAACAGGGCCCGCGGCACGAGGGGCGGCAGGUGAAAGGAUUGAAAACGAAGCACGAUACCAAUAUCAAAAGAACAGCCAAACCAUAAGCAUGAAUGUUAGACCCUUGGUCCUUUGGGGAAGAGCGACAUGGGCAGCGGGACUGAGCUUUGAGGCAAUAAGUAAUGCUUUGAGGGGCAUUGGGGGACAAGUGGGCGUUUAGGCGACUUCACGGCCUGCAAAAGCAACUAUUAGACACACGCUGCCAGCACACGAUCUGAAGCUGGAACGAAGUUAAAAGAGAAAGAAAAUGUGACCCCCGAGCCGGGACUUC
Messenger RNA from Aplosporella prunicola CBS 121167, 721 nucleotides. RefSeq lists its product as uncharacterized. The record is from RefSeq and is a predicted model, not a curated record. Gene Ontology annotation, cellular component: U5 snRNP; U2 snRNP; U1 snRNP. The transcript is spliced from 4 exons. Bases 100 to 444 code for a protein of 114 amino acids. Gene Ontology annotation, biological process: spliceosomal snRNP assembly; RNA processing. Lineage: Eukaryota; Fungi; Ascomycota; Dothideomycetes; Botryosphaeriales; Aplosporellaceae. Gene Ontology annotation, molecular function: RNA binding.